AUAGUAGGUCUGGCUUUGCUGGUAAGAUCUCUCUUGAAGCGUUAGAGAUCUGUUUGUUGUUUUGCCUCUUUCCAUAACUGUCUAUAUCUAGAUUUGAUGCUUUUACCUCUGCCCUUUUGUGGGAUUUGAAACGGAUGAAUUCUGCAAUUGAAAAAAUCCCAUGUAGAUCUGUUCCAGUUCAGCUUACUGAUCUGUUUUUAGUAAAGCAAUCAAUUGUAUUAUUCGAGUUUUCAGUUUAGUAAAGUAAACUUAGUAUGCGUUUUCCGUUUUGUACAGGUGGGAAAACAUUCGUCUUAUGGGACGUCGAGGUUUGCCCUAUCCCUGAUGGUCUUGGUCCUCAUGAUGUUUUCAGUAACAUAAAACGUGUCCUUAUGGAUAAUGGUUAUCGUGGUGAUGUCUCAACUACACCUUAUACCGAUUUGACAAAAUCAAAUGGUGAGUUUAAUGGUAUUCCUGUCCGUCACCUAUCCGCAGGAGAUAGAGAUGCGAGACUUGAGGUGUAUAUGAUAGACUUAUAUUCUUGUGUUGUGAAGGAAGAUGGACCAUUAAAUUUGAUGCUAUUUGUCGGCGACAUCUCAUCACGCAGCAAGGACUUCUUCAGGGUUUUUCGUUUGUUGCAAUCUAGCUCAUCAGACUCAUCAGUACCGCUAUCUUUAACCCAAGAUGGGAUUUGCAAGGCCCUGACAUUUGGAGAAGAGGUUAUCAUCAGGGAAUGUGGGGAGCGUCGGAAGGUUCCAAAUUCUGACUAGCUUUGUCUCCUCAAGCUUCUUCUUUCUGGACAAGUAUGUUUGUAUUGCUUUUUUUGCAAGGCUGUGUUGUCUUUUGAAUUUCUUUGCAUAAAACUAAUAAAUGUCUUCUUUCAUCUUUCUUUUGUUCCUUCAUGAACAAAUAAUACAUCUCUCCCGUUUCAAUCAAAACCGUUUAUUUUUUUACGUACAGUCUGUUGAAUUUAAAAGCUGUACAUGUUUCAAAGUUCCAAUUUCUAUUACACCCGAU
This is a messenger RNA of Arabidopsis thaliana (thale cress), 996 nucleotides long. RefSeq names its product Putative endonuclease or glycosyl hydrolase. Gene Ontology annotation, cellular component: peroxisome. The transcript has 2 exons. Lineage: Eukaryota; Viridiplantae; Streptophyta; Magnoliopsida; Brassicales; Brassicaceae. The coding region runs from base 255 to 749 and encodes 164 amino acids. The record is from RefSeq and is marked reviewed. Gene Ontology annotation, biological process: regulation of gene expression.